Seminavis robusta is the source of this 939-nucleotide messenger RNA. Lineage: Eukaryota; Bacillariophyta; Bacillariophyceae; Naviculales; Naviculaceae. The record is from the annotation of a GenBank genome assembly.
AUGGUGGAUCUCCAGUACAACGAAGGAGCGUCCCUUCCGCCGAAUGCUCCUGCAUGGGCAGUCUCUGCAAGCGAGCGAUUGAAGGAUCGACGUGACAAGGGGAUGCUGUUGGCAGAAGGUCCUCCCGAAGGAAUCCAACGGAUCUUGUUGCAUUCGUGUUGUGCUCCGUGUUCCGGAGCCAUGGUGGAGGAGAUGGUGUCGUACAAACAAGUGGAAGUGGUAGUCUUCUUUUACAAUCCGAACAUUCAUCCUCGUCGAGAAUACGAAAUCCGCAAAGAAGAAAACAAACGCUUCUGUCAAGACUUGAACGUGGAAUUCGUGGAUUGCGACUACGACGCUGACAACUGGUACGAGAGGACCAAAGGGAUGGAAAUGGAUCCCGAACGAGGCCGUCGUUGUACGGAAUGCUUUGAUAUGAGGAUGGAACGGACAGCGCUCUACGCUCACGAGAACCGAUUUGACGCCAUUGCCACAACCAAUGCAACCAGUCGAUGGAAAGAUUCACAGCAAGUCGAUGCAGCGGGCACAAAAGCUGUAGCCGAGUACGAAAAAUUGAUCUACUACGCUCGGAAUUGGCAGACUGACGUCAUGACGUUGAGAAAGUAUCAAAUCAGUGCCGACAACAAAUUCUAUAAACAAGAAUAUUGCGGAUGCUCUUACAGCUUGAGGGACAGCAAUGAAUGGAGAAAGGCCAAUGGAAUUCCUAAAAUCAAAAUUGGAGGAGAACAAGCAGGAUUGGGAAACAGAUACUUCUCCGAUCCUCUUGCGGAUGCUCUAGAAGAAUCACAAGAUGUCGUUGAUGAAUUCUUUCAUCAAGCACAAGAAGUUGCUGCCGCAGGAGACUCCAAACAAGACAGAAAAAAGGCUCUGGAGACAUACAAAGACCGACGCAAAAACCAAAAGGAAGCUGGAAUUGAGUUUGGGUUAAACAACUGGUAG